GGCCUGGUCACAUGGUCACCGCGUAUAAGAGGGAGGUCACUAGGAGGCUGCAUGACCGGCAGCAUCUGUACAGCUGGGUCAGGGAGGAGGUGACUGCAGCUCAGGAACCGCGCAGCAAUAGACUGACAGCAAGCAGGCGCAGAUAUGGCAGAUCAUGCUUUUGUCACUCUUGCCACAAAUGACUCUUAUGCGAAAGGAGCGUUGGUACUGGGGUCAUCUCUUCAGAAAAAUACUUCAAAGAAGUUGGUUGUGCUCAUAACCCCUCAGGUCUCAGACUCCAUGAGAAAAGUACUAGAAAAAGUUUACGAUGUUGUUCGUGUUGUGGAUGUCCUGGACAGUGAGGAUUCUGCUCAUCUGGCUUUAAUGGAGAGACCAGAGCUUGGCGUCACAUUAACAAAACUCCAUUGCUGGGCAUUGAUAGAAUACACCAAAUGUGUAUUUCUGGAUGCCGAUACAAUGGUUUUACAAAAUAUUGAUGACCUGUUUGAACGAGAAGAACUGUCUGCAGCCCCAGACCCAGGCUGGCCUGAUUGCUUUAAUUCUGGAGUGUUUGUAUACCGGCCAUCUAUUGAGACCUACAACCAGCUAUUACAGAUGGCCACAGAAAAAGGCAGCUUUGAUGGUGGUGACCAAGGUUUACUGAACACCUUUUUUAACACCUGGGCAACAAAAGAUAUCCACAAGCAUCUACCCUUUCUUUAUAACUUGAGCAGUAUCUCCAUAUAUUCCUAUCUCCCGGCAUUUAAAGCGUUUGGUGGCAACGCAAAGGUGGUGCAUUUUCUUGGUAAAGUGAAGCCAUGGAACUAUACCUAUGACAAUAAAACACAGACUGUGAAAGGAGAUAUACAUGACCAAACUCUCAUUCAUCCAGAGUUCCUCAACCUCUGGUGGGACAUCUACACAUCCAAAAUCCUGACACUCUUAACAGAACACGGAGUAGUUAAAGAUGUCUCAACUGGCUUGAAAGCGGAGGAGGUAACGGAAGCAGUGUCACAGAUGUCCAUAGCAGCGGCAGCACCUCCACCCCCACCAUCUAGAUCUUCUGAAGAACGCAGGGAAAUGUGGGAACAGGGCCAGGUUGACUACAUGGGAGCAGAUUCAUAUGAAAACAUCAGGAAGAAGCUGGACACUUACCUCCAAUAGGAUUGUAAUGUCUUCCACAAGCACACAAUGAACUUCAACAAUCUAGGACUGUCUACCACAAUGUUUACUAAACCUCAGUUGGUGGGUUCUUCCACCCUUGUAAGUGGGAUAUGUAAAUUGAGCAUCCUUUUUGUUACAUGCCCAGUAAUGUGCAACUUGUCCAGAUUAGCAAAAUGGUUUCACUGGUUUUAGGGGUAUUGGUUACCAAAUCUGCUCACACCAAAACUGUAAGUAGCACUUAACUGGUUAAUAUGCCUUCCCAUCCAAAACAUUUUUCAAAAUGUUUGAACCAUUGAUGCUCCUGUUCCCACAGAUUCAUUGUCUUGAGCGGUCAAGGAUGUGUGACUCUUCUGUCUGCCUUUUUAGAGAUCCGAACUGUUCAGGUUCCUUCUAUGUACAGAUGUUUGAAUGCUCAAGCCAGUUCUGCUCACAUACUUUACCAGGCAGUGCGAGCUAGGAGCACUGUGAAACCUUGGAACUGCUUCCUUUUCUGUACCUCAGAGGGUUAAUGUAAUGCUUCUUUCAAACAAACUGUAACAUGGCACUUCAAAGAAAUAAACUGGCUUUGGUCAGUA
Bufo gargarizans (Asiatic toad) is the source of this 1718-nucleotide messenger RNA. RefSeq names its product glycogenin 1 (gene GYG1). NCBI's taxonomy places the organism in Eukaryota, Metazoa, Chordata, Amphibia, Anura, Bufonidae. Gene Ontology annotation, molecular function: glycosyltransferase activity. The record is from RefSeq and is a predicted model, not a curated record. Gene Ontology annotation, cellular component: cytoplasm. The transcript has 7 exons. Bases 145 to 1143 code for a protein of 332 amino acids.